Molecule: messenger RNA, 3009 nt
Organism: Aureobasidium uvarum
Lineage: Eukaryota; Fungi; Ascomycota; Dothideomycetes; Dothideales; Saccotheciaceae
Source: the annotation of a GenBank genome assembly
AUGGACAGCCAUGCCGCACCGCAGACCAAUGGCCUGAACAAGGACCCAUCCGCCAUGGCCUCGACCGCUCCCGCACAACCCCCCGCCCUAGCAAACGGCUACAGCAAUGGCACAACUAAAGAGGAGGAGAAGGCCUUGCCGCCGGAGCUGGAACACUGGGCGCAUACCUAUGUCCCCAUGGGCACAUUACUGGAGCGCAUGGCCCAGCAAUGUUAUUUCGACCUGGGCGAGGUCAUUGAGCAAAUGGCCGACCUGAACAUCGGCGCACCGCAAACGAAUGGCGCAUCCACUGCAGCCCCCGACGUGUCAAAAGCGAGCGUGGACAAGAAACUACGACUCAUGAACUUUGCAAAUACUCAACAAGCUCGCUUCAUCAAGGCCUUGGUUCUGUCAGACUGGGCGCGCAACAUGGGCGAUAUGGACAAGCUGAUCGAGUUGCGCAUGUGGUUGACCCAACAGGAUGAAGCGUCUACACAAGUCGGAGACGCCAUCAUGCAGAUGAAACACAACAUGAUCGGUGCCAAAAUGCCCAACCCGAACAUCCAAGGAGCUCUGGAACUCUUGUCCACAUCCAAAGCCCCAUGGUUGCCUGAUCUUGGUUACAUUGCACCGAAACCGCUGUCUGCUCAGAAACUGCUCAAGACGCUACGAGACAUGAAUUUUGUCCUCUCCGUACGACUCAACUUGCAUGAACAAAUGCCUUCACACUUCUGCAAUUACUCGAUAGCCAACGGACGUGCUACUUUUGUUGUGCCGAAUGAGUUUGAGCUUGAUCUCGCUGUCACUGACGAAGACACGACAUCACCUUUCUACUUUAUUGACAUCCGGUUCCUGUUCUCUGAUGCGCCUCCCCUGGCCGAUGGAUUCGCACGCGCACAUCUCGAAGGAAAGGUCAAUCAAUUACUCCAGAUGGAAGGCCUUUCUGCGGCUUACGACUUUCUCCAUGGUUUCAUUCUCACGCACAAGAUCACACUGCUACGGAUACAGGCCUCCGAUCUGGCGCGCACGAGGUGGACCGAAUGUCUACACGUCGAACCCGUUCAUCGAUCGCUCAUCGUCCAAUACUGGACCGGCCAGCCGGGAGGAAAGAGUUGGAUCGAGGUCGGAAUCUCGAAGGGACAUAAUGCAGAAAACUCAGAUCGACCACAUGCUCCCGCACGGAUGAACAUUCGCUGGUUCAGAGCUGGAAAGGAGGUUCCCAACGCGAGGUUCGAUAUCGAUGCAGCCAGCCCCUCAAUGGAACACAUUCUGAACCAGGUCACUGCUGCGCAUAUGACGCUUCGCCUUGAAACUGUCAAGAACCAGCUUUUGAUUAUCUCACCGCCAAACUCUGCUCUGGACUUGAACUUGAAGGCUUCGUCAACAGAUCCUAAUGCUUGCGCCUUGUCCAUGAAGCUUGGAAAGCAUGGCCUGGAGACUUCGCUACGCAUCGUUCCUGUCAAUGGCAGCAUCUCGAUUUCACCAGUUUCCGCUGCUUCCACAGACGUUGAGAGAAGACUCAACUCUGAUCCAACAAUCGACGCUGCACAAAAUUUGUCAUACCUCAAUUGCAAGCUCGUCCAGGAUCAAAUUACACGACAGGCUGUGCAGGCUGGCUGGCUGCUGAUACCAACCGCUCAACAAGGAGACGUCAACAAGAUCUUCGCUGAACAGGUUAUCCGCCGUACAACAUUUACGCGCCAUGGCUGGGGCGAGGACUGGGCAAUCUGCCUCACUAUCAGCUUGCAAGGCGUGAAAUGGUGGAUUGUCCGUCUGGCGUCAACCUCCCCGACGUCCCGUGUAAUCAACGCAGCCGAAACUCUAUCCAUUCCUACAUCAACAAGAUCUUUCGACCGCCAUACACUUAUGCUCAUUGAAUCUCGCGCAGUGGCACAAGCCUCUCUCAGCAACAUAUCUUCCCAACUACGAAAUGCUAAGAUCAGCCAUGAGAUCAGACAUGUCUCGGCUGCAUCUUCACAAAUCAACACCACAGCAUCGCCGCUGUCGGCAACCACUACUACCGCAGUCAUCGGUAUCAAGUUCGAGGACUGCAUGCAACCUUCUUCAGUAUCCGAGCGCAAACUCUGGAAACCCUGGUGCUGCAGUACUAUGGUGCUCACACAUCAUGGCGUGGACGAAUCAGCAAAAGACGCCGUCAAAGUGGUUCAUGUUCUUAAAACGAAUUUGGCUCCAGAAACAGCCCAGAUCNNCCUUGCGCCGCUGGCCGGCAAGGGUACUUCAAACCAGGAUAUUGUGUUUGCUGCUAACGGCAUCCUGGCACUCCAACUACGGACGCACUUCGGUGUUGAUUUGGUCGCUGCUGUCAAAAGCAAACUCCGACGUGUGGAACGAUUGGCAAUUUGCCUUGCCGCCAUCACGAAACGAAACUUUGCAAUCGAGAAAGUGGCGGUCACGGGCUUGGUGUUCCGCUAUCCUACCGCUUCUGCUCAACAGCUAAAAGCAGGGAUCUUGUUUUCUGACGAUGUAGCACAGCCCAUGCAGCUACGUUUCGCGGCCGAGGAUACAGCAAACCCACAUCGACGCGUGCAACCACUACUUCAGAAUCUUCUCCUCGCACCUCCAGGCGUUACUUCCAUGAUAGAGGAGAAGGCACGGGUGGAAAGACUAUUCGACACAUUACACACAACCACACCACUCCUUUCCGCAUGCGCAGCAAUCGAAGCAAAAGACCCAGCAGCAAAGAAUUCAAGACUCGCCUUCAGAAACUUGACACACCUCCGAAUUGGCUAUAGCUCUCCGCGACUGACCCUCAACAUUGAAGCCUUGCGCAAAGAAGGAAAGAAUCUCUGGUCGAUAACGAUAGUCAAAGAUCAAACGUCUGAUCACGACCGCACACUGGAUCUGCUGCAGCAAGUCUGGCAAGACAAGUAUGUUGAGGGCGUCAAGGGCUUUAGAACUGGUAUUGUUGCCGAGGUAGGAGCUGUGGAGAAGGUAUUACUUGACUUUGAUGCAUUGGUCAGAGGACAGGGAGGCGAGGGGCAAGGCCAUGAAGUCGUGGUCCUGGACUAG